GAUAUUGAAUUAUGUAUUAGCAGAACACAAUCCAAUUAUGGGCUUUUUACGAAGAAAGAGAACAAACAAGUAUGUUGAAAGAACAAGUAUACAAUAUACUUAUUAAAAUAGACUUUAGCUGUAAAGAGAGACUAGUCGUCUUAAUAGUGGAUAAGCAUUGUUUUCUUUUUCUUCUUUUUUUAUCCUACACCUAUAUUACUCUAUAAUUAACAAAAGUGUUGUUUUCUAGGAAUUCCUCAAAUGUCGAAACGUCAACUACUACGUUGGAGAAGAGGUAUUCUAUUUUUCGUUCUUUUCGUUCUAUUUCUGAAGAAAGACCGAGAAGAGAGCUCAAAAUGACCCAGACGUAUGAUGAAGAACAACAUACGGCCUUAGUCAACAAAUGUGAUGCCUUUAAUCCUAUCAUUAAGUCGGCUAUCAUUAGACGAGACUCCAUUAGAGACGCUUGGCAUUCAGAGGAAAACUUAGUAAGAAAAAUAUAUAUAUUUAUAGCAAAUUUAUGUGUAUAUAUAUAGCAUACAUACUGUAUAUCUUUAUACACAUAUAUACAAUAUAUUGAAUGGGAUAAAUAGCUAAAUUUAACUCUAAUUAAUGAAAAAAAACUUUGCAUAUCCCAUCUUUUUGAUUAUUUCAUGAAAGAUAUUAAGUUAAUUAUGAUAGGACAUGUCAAGCUCUAUACUCUAUUAUAAAGAGAGCAAUUAUCCGAGACUAGAGUCUUGUAAAGGGCAAAAUUCGACAGGAAAUCAUACAGGAAUAAACUCGAAAUAUUCUAUAAAAGCUCAGCUAGAAAAGGAAACGACUGUUUCUAAAUGGCUUAAUCAACCUGAUAUCGAAUUGCCGAGUUCGAUAGAGGAAGAUAGGGAAUCAAUUGACAACAGUAAUGAUUAUUACACGAUAAGCGACAACGAUGAUAAAUGGCCAUAUGUUAGUAUUGAUCAGAGUAAAAUUUACGGAAUAUCUAAGAGUGCACCAUCGAAAUUAAAUUGUAAAAUAUCUGCAAAAAAGAAGAAAAGCCUUCGUGAUGCUCGAAAAAUUUCAAAAAUAGAAUCUUGUUUCCAAACAUCGACUAAGAAUAAUUCUCCUGAAAUAGCCAUUGCGGGAUUAACGCCGGAAAAGUCACAGUUAAGUGAAAUGGGUGAAGAAGUCUUUCAAUAUAAUAGAGUAGAAGAUCUAGAGAGAAAGAAUAAUAAAAUUGAAAAGGAACUUUUACAAUUAAGGAAAGAUGUAAAUUUAGUAAUGUCUAUAAAUUCAUUGGAUAUAAAUGCCAAAGGUGAUAAUGAUAGAGAAGAUAAAACUGAUCAAUUUCAUCUUGAUAAUCCAAAUUUUAAAUUACCAAAUUCCUUAAUUAAUUUGGUCGAAUGUAAAAGUUCAUUACCGUCAGCUGAGCAAAUGUUUACGUACGAAAAGAAUAAACUAUUAUCACUUGAACUGAAUAGAAGGCAAAAGAGGCAGAAGAAAAUGAAUAACGAUCACAAAUGAUUAGAAAGAUUAGUGUUGAUAUUUUUAUUAUUAUGUUCUCUUUUUCUCCCUAUCAUUCGUUGACCUCCUUCUCAAAGGGAAUAGGAGAGAGAGAGAGAGAGAGAGUAUAAUUAAUCAAAGUAAAAAAUUUAACUGAAACCUUUAUACUCUAUUGUUUUAUAACUAACAAUUGAAAUUAAAUAUCUCUUCUUUUUUUACUAACUAAUGGUUCUUUCCUUGUAAAAAAUUCAAUUUCUUUUAUAUAUUGUUUAAUUGUUAUAACACUAAAAUUACCAAUAUUUAAAAAAUCUUAUUGCGCAAUAAAGCUAUGAUUUUAUCAAAUAUUAAUUACUAUGUAUAUAAUUUAUCAUUAAAAACUACGUCAA
This is a messenger RNA of Dimorphilus gyrociliatus, 1844 nucleotides long. The record is from the annotation of a GenBank genome assembly. Lineage: Eukaryota; Metazoa; Annelida; Polychaeta; Dinophilidae.